Messenger RNA from Bradysia coprophila, 1461 nucleotides. RefSeq names its product piggyBac transposable element-derived protein 2-like. NCBI's taxonomy places the organism in Eukaryota, Metazoa, Arthropoda, Insecta, Diptera, Sciaridae. The record is from RefSeq and is a predicted model, not a curated record.
AUGAUUCCAAUUUUUCCUGAAGCAAACUACACGGAUUGCACUGGAAAAACGGCAGUGGAGCAAUUUGAAAAGUUUUUUGAUGAACAGUUACUCUCGUUAAUCGUAAAGGAAUCAUCAAAAUAUGCAGAGUAUCUCGACAAACCCGAUCCAAAAAUCACUAUUGAGGAGUUGAAGGUGUACAUUGGAAUCUUGGUGGUUAGCGGUUAUUCGGUUCAGUCACGACUUGAGUCGUACUGGUCUCCAGAUCCAGAUCUCAGAAACGAAUUAGUGUGCCAGUCAAUGAGAAAAAAUCGAUUCAAGAAGAUCAGCCAAUUUCUACAUUUUAAAGAUAUGAACGAGCCAGAUGCGUCGGACAAAUUAUGGAAACUUCGACCAAUAACCGAUGACUUGAAGAAGAAAUUUUUAUCGAAUUUUCACCCGCAACAAAGCCUUUCGUAUGACGAAAGUAUGAUAGAAUACUUCGGUAAACAUGGGAUGAAACAAUGCUUGAAGGCGAAACCUUCUCCGUUCGGAUAUAAAUGCUGGUCACUUUGUACGGUUAGCGGUUACUUGGUGAAUUUCGAAAUUUAUCAAGGCAAGAAUUCCCGCUCAACAUCGGAAUACGAGACGAAAUUCGGAAAGUGUAUGGCACCCCUAUUCAGUAUGAUCGACGAUUUCGACGAUAAUAUUCGUGACCUGCCAUACUCAUUUUAUUUCGACAAUUUGUUUACGAGCAUUCGUGCAUUGACGCACCUCAAAAAUCUUGGGUACAACGGUACCGGUACUAUACGUGAAAAUCGAUUACCCGAAGGAUGCCCGCUGAAAGAGAAAAAAAAGGAAACUGUGAAACGUGGACGAGGAUACAUGGCAAGCAAAACCAUCGAAAACCUGAACAUUCAUCUCACACAAUGGGUCGACAACUCCGUUGUUAGGGUUGCAUCGACAGUAUUCGGAAUGAAGCCGGUCACCCCAGCACUGAGAUAUUCAUCGGUUGAAAAGAAAAAAGUCGAGGUUCCGCGACCUCUGGUAGUGACACAAUAUAACAAGUGCAUGGGAGGAGUGGAUAGAAUGGACCAGAACGUGUCAUUGUAUCGAAUCAACAUCCACGGUAAAAAAUGGUGGAGUUGCAUCUUUACGUGGAUGAUAGAUGUUUCGAUUCAGAACGCUUGGCAGCUGCACAGAGUCGCACAUCCCGAGAUGCCUCAACUCGAUUUCAGGCGAGAAAUUGCUUUGUACUAUUGUCGCCAUUAUGGUGUACCACCAAAGUCCACAGGUAACAGGAAGAGAAAAAUGGAGAAGGAGGACUACGCAAGUUUACGUUAUGACAAUCUUCGUCAUUGGCCUCGACAGACAGCAAAACGUCGCCGUUGCGCUUUGGAAACCUGUCAAAGUUCAAUUAGAACAAUGUGCGUAAAAUGUGAUGUUGGGUUAUGUGUAAAUUGCUUUGAGCCCUACCACAGUUUGCAAAAAUUUAAGGAAUAA